Molecule: messenger RNA, 1266 nt
Organism: Tuber aestivum (summer truffle)
Lineage: Eukaryota; Fungi; Ascomycota; Pezizomycetes; Pezizales; Tuberaceae
Source: the annotation of a GenBank genome assembly
AUGUCGAACGUCGGUGGUUCCCAAACCGCGGACGGAGAACCCGGUCUCCGCAUCGCGCGUUUCCUCGCACACUCCAACCCCCUCCGGCGGGCCGCAACGGAGCACCACCAUUCCAGCGGCUACAGUACCCUCCUCAACGCUUCUGCCCCCUCGAUUCCCACCAGUCCACCCAGUUACAAUGACAUCUCCCUGCCGCCAGCGCGCUUCAAAAUCUCCCCACGUGAGGAGGAAGGGAAAGAGACAUUGCCAGCCUAUAGCUGUUCCCUCCAUCGCGAAGCCAUAUUUGAGCAAAAGAUGGAGCUGAGCAGCCCUUUCGAGCGGGCGAGCGUGCGCAAGUGGGUGAAGGUGUACGCGGUCUUACAUGGGACACUAUUGAAGCUACAUAGACCGGAGCGUAUCCCCUUUUUUUCUGGAAGAGCGCCGAAGGAGGUGGACGAGCUGGAGGAGAAAGGGGGCAGCAGCGGCAGUCAUGGAAUAGCGGGCGGGAGGCCUCCAGGGUACUAUCCUGGGGAGCUGAUCCGGUGUUAUACACUACAGUUGGCCGAGGUGGGGGUCGCAGCGGAUUACAAAAAGUAGAGUGCAUACCACACCCCCAGAGCAGUAUAUCGUUACCGCGCGCUAACUAUGGCAAAUCGAAGGAGACCAUUCGUGAUCCGCCUACGCGCGCAGACAGAGCAAUUCCUGCUAUCCGCGAAAAGGGUAGAGGUAUUCCUGGACUGGCUGGAAGCGUUAAGCGCGAGCGUGGAUCUCUCACCGUCACUCGAGGAGCGGUCGUUGCCGCGGUAUCAGACGCUGCCGAGGGGGCGGCGACGGAGACAGCAGCAACAGCCACACCCUAUUGCUACAAGUAUAACCACCGCCCCCACUGCCCCUGCCACUGCCGCUACUCCAGCGACGCAAACACCCCUCUCCCCCCGCUCAAGCACCGCCCCAGGAUCAAUAACACUCCACUGCAUCCUAGCCUCCCCGCAAGUCAGCACCCCCGCCACCCCUCCUACGCCGAUAAUGACCACACCCCCCAACAGUCAACAACCCCAAACUCCCCCAGGCAAAUGGUCCCCCCCGCACAUCCUAACCGCUGAAGCAAACAUUCGCUACGCUCGCCGCUGCAUGACCGUACUCUGCGGCGACGCGCCCAGAAAGAGCAACUACCUGGUGCAGGACGGGAAGCGGUAUAAGAUUGUCUGGGAGAAGCGGGAGAUGGUGCUCGAUGAGAAGAUUUGUGUGGGCUUGCCGAGGUACGAGGAUAUAGUCGGGCCGGGGUCU